AUGACCGACUCACCGACCUUGCACAUAGACGACCUCCUUUACAGCUUCAACGUCCAGAAUGACAACCUUCGCCAGUUCCUGUGCGACUUGCUUGCAUCCGGCAAGGUACCGCUACGCGUUGUAGAUGAGCUCAAGGGGUUCAGCUUGAUGCGAGGGGUUGAAGGAUGGGAGAUGAUAUUUGAGGCUACUGAAGAGCUUAGGCAGAGGGACGGGAAAAGCUCGGAGGGAGAUGAUGAGGCUGGUCGGGAACACAAGGAGGGGGAGAAAAGGAAGUUGGAAAAUUGGAGGCAGCGGAGGUUUGGGAGAGAGGUAUCGCAUUUCUUUGGUGAUGACGUGGAAGAGAAUGGAAGGGGUCGGGCUAGGCGUUGUAAGGAGGGACACCGGGAGAGGUCUCAACUUCGUGGGAGCGGAUGUGUUUCAUUCGAAACGCUUCCUUACGGCGAGGAGGCCACGGACAUGUCCACGGAGGUAAAGACCGAGCAGGCUGAAGCUCCAGCAUACGACAGGUUAUCCGAUAAUGGCCUUGGGAGCGACCCGGCUUUGGACCUCGAGCAGACCCAAGACAUUUCAACUGACGACCAAGGUUCUGCACACCUGCUCUCUCCUCACUCGACGUCAAGAACCGGCAAAGAAUCCAGUUCAAUAUCCAGAUCUCUUCGAGCAACGAAAUCUCCUUUCUUCGUGCCAUUAACCCCAUCUCCGAACAACACGCAUUCCAGACAGCUUUUAUCUUCAUCCUCGUCACCACACCACAAACGCAAACGCCCUCCCCGCGGCACAGUCUCCUCCCUUCCCAUCCCCCCUCUCUCCUCCCCACGCUUUGGCCUUAUCCAAGAAGACCUCGCCGACGACCCCUUCGCCCUGCUCAUCGCUGUCACUUUCCUAAUCCGCACCACCGCCCGUCAAGCACUCCCUGUCUUCCGACAGCUCAUGGCGCGGUGGCCUACGCCUGAGGCUCUAGCCUCUGCGGAUGAGGACCAGAUCGUCAUGUUGAUCAAGCCGUUGGGUCUGAGCCAGAUUAGGUGUGCCGCGAUAAAGAGAUAUGCUAGGCGUUGGGUUGAGAUGGGGCCUCCAAGCAGGGAGAGGAGGUAUGGCGUUGUGGGGUAUCCGGAAAUGGGGGAUGGGGUAGGGUUUGUGAAGAUGGGGGAGGAUUAUGGGCCUGAAGAUGAUGAGGAGGCUGCUGCUGCUGCUAAAGAGGGGGAUGUGGUUACAGAUGCGAAAAGACGGGGCGUGGGGUAUGCGUGGGAGAUUGGGUAUCUUACGCAAGGAGCGUAUGCGAUCGACUCGUGGAGGAUAUUUUGUAGGGAUGUGUUGUUGGGCAGGUCGAAGCAUUGGACUGGGUGGGGUAGUGAGAGGGAGGGGUUUCAGCCGGAGUGGAUGAGGGUAUUGCCAAAGGAUAAGGAGUUGAGGGCUUGCUUGAGGUGGAUGUGGAUGAAGGAGGGUUGGGAGUGGGAUCCUGUGACAGGGGAGAAACAGCCUUUAAGGGAGGAGUUGAGGAGGGCCGUGGAUGAGGGGAGGGUAAGGUAUGAUGACCUCGGGAAUCUCGUCAUUGUGGAUGAAGGGGCUCAGAGUAGCGAGUAG
Messenger RNA from Thermochaetoides thermophila DSM 1495, 1581 nucleotides. RefSeq lists its product as uncharacterized. Gene Ontology annotation, biological process: base-excision repair. NCBI's taxonomy places the organism in Eukaryota, Fungi, Ascomycota, Sordariomycetes, Sordariales, Chaetomiaceae. The coding region runs from base 1 to 1581 and encodes 526 amino acids. Gene Ontology annotation, molecular function: catalytic activity; DNA binding. The transcript is spliced from 3 exons. The record is from RefSeq and is a predicted model, not a curated record. Gene Ontology annotation, cellular component: nucleus.